AUGAAUACUGCCAUUCCGGCAGAGAAAACUCCCGCCGUAGAUGGGAAGCUCGCGCGACAUGGAAUACUAUCGAAAACGCACACUGGAGACCCACGAUUGGACAAACAUUUAGAAUACAUCAGAAAAGUAUCAUGGGCCUCGACAUCUCUUGGACCGUUGGAGUCAUGGCCUCACGACCUUUUACAACUCUGCCACGUCUGCAUGCUGGAUCCACAACCACGUCUUCUCAUUUUGGGAUCUGAGCGUGUGCUAUUUUACAAUGCGGAAUACUCUGUGAUGUGCGGUGACAAGCAUCCAAGCAUCCUUGGCCAACCUAUUAUCGAAGCUUGGGGCGAUAUUGCGGCAUAUGCGGUCGACGUGCCUCUGGUCACUGCGGAAGCUACGGGACGAGGGGUGGAUCUACAUGAUCAAUCGCUAAUAUAUGAGCGUAAUGGCUUUCUCGAAGAAGUUUUUCUGUCGUGGACGGUCAUACCGUUGCUUGGAUCAACCCCGGGCUUCUAUGUAACGUUGACUGAUGUGACAGAGACAACAUUGGCAGAGAAGAGGCGAGCUGUUCUCCGAGCACUUAACGCUGCUUGGGAUGUUGUCAAGGAGCCUCGCGAGUUUUGGCAGAGUAUUACCGGAAGUUCGGCCCUGGAUACGUCUCUUUUUCCUUUCGCAUUUCUCUAUGCUGCAGAGCCCCGUGCGGAUGCAGAGAGCUCAAUUGACACUUCUCCGGACCCAGCUCAUGAGAUGCGAUUUAAGCUUGCAGGAUCUACUGGCGACGCGACUAUCACUGCUAGGUUACCAGAAGAGCUAAGCUCCGACCAGUUCAGCUUGUUAUCGAAAUCCGCAGACCCUACACUGGUCCGACAGAGUGAGGCUAGCGGAUCACCUUUGUCGUGUUUAGGAAAAGAUUGCAUCCUGGUACCGAUACGUUCGAAUCGAUCAGAAAAGAUUAUUGCCUAUCUGUUCCUUGGCACCAACCCAAAACGACCUUACAACGAGAAUUACCAAGAAUGGAUGCAUGAACUCUCCAGGUGUCUGAGUAACGCUGCAACGAACGUUCUCCUGGCUGAGGAAGAGAAGCGCAAGCAACACUACCGAGCGAUACAGGUAGCCAGAGAACAACAACUUCUAGCAGCCGCAUUAGCAAAUCGCGACAGAGAAGCUGUUGCGGCGACGGAUCAAUACCAACGCACGCUCAAGGUUGUGGAUAUGGCUAACGUUGGCAUCUUCGAGUACGACACCGACGGUCGGCUAAUAUAUGCCAAUGAUGCUUUCAAGGCUAUGGUUCGAUGUUCAUCAGAGAUGAUGAAUGCGAAUAGGAUGGUAUUCCUCGAGUUGACAUUCCCGGAAGAUGCUGAAUACAUCUUAUCGAAAUGGCAUUGCGCGCUCGGUGGUACACCUUGUACGUUCGAAAUGAGGUUCAGGACUCCCGGAGGCCAGGCUCUCUGGGUUCUUGCAGCCGUAAUACCAGUAUUCGAGAACAGUAUCGUCAAGAGCAUAUCUGGAUGCAUCACAAACAUCCACGAUACAAAGUUGAGGGAAACGGAAUCCGUACAGCGAUUGCAAGCGCUUGAAAGGGCAAAGGCAUGGGAAUUGCGCUUCGUAAAUUUCGCUGAGAUGGCUCCAAUCGCCAUCUACUUUGCAACACAGGACAGUCAAAAGGUUUCGUAUUGCAAUCCGGCAUGGUUCGGAAUGACCGGGCAUCCUGUCGUACCUUUCGAUCAGAUUGAUUGGACGAACAUAGUCUACGAGGAAGAUAUUGAGCUUGUCAGGAGCACUUGGGCUAAAGUCUUCAGCACCAACGAACCCACGACUGCACAAUUUAGACUACGACGCAGCUGGGCUGACGGAAAUGGAGUGACCAUCGGUCCGGUAUGGGUCACUGUAAAUGCGCUACCCGAGUACAACGAAGAUGGAACUAUCAAGGGUUUGAUCGGCACCAUGCUGGACAUUUCAGCAUUGAAGUUUGCAGAGAUGGUACAACAGAUGAAAGCUCAGGAAGCCUUGGAAGCAAAGCGACAAUCUUCGAACUUCAUCGACAUGACAUCGCAUGAGAUUAGAAAUCCUCUUGGUGCAGUCUUCCAUUGUUCUGACGCUGCUCAAGAAACUCUGGCCGAUAUGACAGUGCUCGCAAACCAACUAGCUUCUACUGCUGAGUCGAAGAUUGGCCAACAGCUGCAUGAGCUCAUCGCAAGCGGUGUCGAUUCUGUCAGCACAAUCAUUUCCUGCUCGCAACAUCAGAAGAGGAUUGUGGACGAUAUCCUUGUGCUCUCCAAACUCGACUCGAAUCUCCUACAGAUCAACCCUUCGACCGUCAGAGUAACAACCCUACUACACGAUGUCGAGAAGAUGUUUGAAGCCGAAGCCCAACGAAGCGACGUACAACUUGUAACCCAAUCCCACGCCUCACUCGAGCAAAUGGGAGUCAAUUGGGUACUGCUGGACCCAGGACGAGUCCAACAAGUCCUCAUCAACCUUCUAACCAACGCAAUCAAAUUCUGCAAGAAGAAGAACCAGAGGCGAGUCACCAUACGUAUUGGUGCAUCCAAGAUACGACCUUCGGAGAACGUUCUUCCCGACAUCGAUUUUGUGGUCGCGCACUCGUUGCAUGAUUCCGUGUAUGACGAUCCCAAAUUCGAGUCUCAGAGCUUCUACCUCUGGUUCAGUGUAGAGGAUACUGGACGCGGUAUGUCUGCAAACGAAAAGGGCCGUAUCUUUGCUCGUUUCACACAAGGUACUCCUCGUACGGAGUCGGAGUAUGGAGGUUCAGGACUGGGUCUCUUCAUCUCGCGUGAGCUGGCAGAACUUCAAGGUGGAGAGAUAGGUGUGGCCAGUGAACUCCACGUCGGCAGCACAUUUGCCUUUUUCGUCAAGACCAGACACACCGAAGCCCCUGUAAUCGCCAGCUUGCACAAUCUAACCCUACAACAAAAACAACAAACCGACCCCACCUACACAACCAAAAAAUCAGACAUCAACAUCUUGGUCGUCGAAGACAACGCCGUAAACCAAAAACUGCUCCGCCAACAACUUUCCAAACACGGAUUUACAGUAACAACAGCAGAUAACGGCUUAGACUGUCUCUCCAAACUCCGCCACACCAAACACUGGCGGGCAAAUACUUCUCCCUCAGCAUCUUCUGUAGAAGUUAUUCUCAUGGAUAUAGAAAUGCCGUUGAUGGAUGGAUUACAAGCGACCAAAGAAAUCAGGAAACUGGAAAAGGAGGGGCUGUUGACGGGACAUGUUCCUAUUAUUGCGGUGAGUGCGAAUGCGAGACAGGAACAGAGGGAUCUGGCUAUGGAUGCAGGGAUGGAUGAUAGUAUUUCUAAACCGUUUAGGAUUGCGGAGUUGGUGCCUAAGAUUGAGAGGUUGGCUGGUUGGACUUGA
Aureobasidium melanogenum CBS 110374 is the source of this 3375-nucleotide messenger RNA. RefSeq lists its product as uncharacterized. Gene Ontology annotation, biological process: phosphorelay signal transduction system; protein autophosphorylation. The transcript has 5 exons. The record is from RefSeq and is a predicted model, not a curated record. Lineage: Eukaryota; Fungi; Ascomycota; Dothideomycetes; Dothideales; Saccotheciaceae. Gene Ontology annotation, molecular function: phosphorelay sensor kinase activity; histidine phosphotransfer kinase activity; protein binding. The coding region runs from base 1 to 3375 and encodes 1124 amino acids.